GUAUGAUUAUGUUGAAGUGAUUGAUGGAGAUAAUGCUGAAGGACGCUUAUGGGGAAAGUACUGUGGAAAAAUUGCUCCCCCUCCUUUAGUGUCUUCGGGACCAUAUCUUUUUAUUAAAUUUGUUUCCGACUAUGAGACACAUGGAGCAGGAUUUUCAAUCCGCUAUGAAGUUUUCAAAAGAGGACCUGAAUGUUCCAGAAACUUUACUUCAUCAAGUGGAGUGAUAAAGUCCCCUGGAUUCCCUGAAAAAUAUCCCAAUAGCCUUGAAUGCACUUAUAUUAUCUUUGCACCAAAGAUGUCGGAGAUUAUACUGGAAUUUGAAAGCUUUGAGCUAGAACCUGAUUCAAAUACUCCAGGGGGAGCGUUCUGUCGCUAUGACCGAUUGGAAAUCUGGGAUGGAUUCCCCGAUGUUGGCCCGCACAUAGGACGUUAUUGUGGGCAGAACAACCCAGGACGUGUCCGGUCUUCAACAGGGAUUCUUUCAAUGGUAUUUUACACCGACAGUGCAAUAGCAAAAGAGGGAUUCUCAGCAAACUACAGCGUGUCACAGAGCAGUGUAUCAGAAGAUUUCCAGUGCAUGGAACCGCUAGGUAUGGAAUCAGGAGAAAUUCACUCUGAUCAAAUCACUGUCUCCUCCCAGUACAGCGCUAUCUGGUCUUCAGAAAGGUCCCGGCUAAAUUAUCCUGAGAACGGAUGGACCCCAGGGGAAGAUUCUAUCAGAGAAUGGAUACAGGUAGAUCUAGGCCUUCUCCGCUUUGUUUCUGGAAUUGGGACCCAAGGAGCCAUCUCUAAAGAAACAAAGAAAGAAUAUUAUCUGAAAACAUACCGCGUAGAUGUCAGCUCCAAUGGAGAGGACUGGAUUACACUGAAGGAGGGAAAUAAGCCUGUGGUGUUUCAAGGGAAUAGCAAUCCCACUGAUGUUGUUUACAGACCUUUUGGCAAACCAGUUUUAACACGUUUUGUGCGAAUUAGACCUGUGUCUUGGGAAAAUGGAGUAUCACUGAGAUUUGAAGUUUAUGGCUGCAAGAUAACAGACUAUCCUUGCUCUGGGAUGCUGGGUAUGGUGUCUGGGCUCAUUCCUGACUCUCAGAUUACUGCAUCUACUCAAGUUGAUCGAAACUGGAUCCCAGAGAAUGCUCGCCUCAUAACAAGCCGUUCAGGUUGGGCACUGCCACCAACUACUCACCCAUAUACAAAUGAAUGGCUUCAAAUAGACCUUGGUGAAGAAAAAAAAGUGAGGGGCAUAAUUGUCCAAGGAGGCAAGCACCGGGAAAACAAAGUAUUCAUGAAAAAGUUCAAAAUUGGCUACAGCAACAAUGGAUCAGAUUGGAAAAUGAUCAUGGAUUCCAGCAAGAAAAAGAUAAAGACUUUUGAAGGCAACACUAACUAUGACACGCCUGAACUGAGGACUUUUGAGCCUGUAUUGACGAGAUUCAUCCGCGUCUACCCUGAGAGAGCCACACAUGGAGGACUGGGGCUGCGAAUGGAGCUGCUGGGCUGUGAACUCGAAGCUCCUACUGCUGUCCCUACUGUUUCUGAAGGCAAACCCGUGGAUGAGUGUGAUGAUGACCAGGCAAACUGUCACAGUGGCACAGGUGAUGACUACCAACUGACAGGUGGUACUACAGUGCUGAAUACAGAAAAGCCAACAGUAAUAGACAAUACUUUACAACCAGGUAAAAAAAAUAUUUUUUUCUUAUUAAAAACAUAA
Molecule: messenger RNA, 1711 nt
Organism: Antrostomus carolinensis (chuck-will's-widow)
Lineage: Eukaryota; Metazoa; Chordata; Aves; Caprimulgiformes; Caprimulgidae
Product: neuropilin-1
Exons: 10
Biological process (GO): neural crest cell migration; vasculogenesis; axon guidance
Cellular component (GO): plasma membrane; axon; focal adhesion
Molecular function (GO): vascular endothelial growth factor binding; semaphorin receptor activity; vascular endothelial growth factor receptor activity
Source: RefSeq, a predicted model, not a curated record